Molecule: messenger RNA, 8686 nt
Organism: Pteronotus mesoamericanus
Lineage: Eukaryota; Metazoa; Chordata; Mammalia; Chiroptera; Mormoopidae
Gene: NT5C1A
Product: 5'-nucleotidase, cytosolic IA
Exons: 6
Coding region: 154-1260 (368 amino acids)
Biological process (GO): nucleotide metabolic process; adenosine metabolic process
Cellular component (GO): cytosol; cytoplasm
Molecular function (GO): nucleotide binding; magnesium ion binding; 5'-nucleotidase activity
Source: RefSeq, a predicted model, not a curated record
GCCCCCACCCCGCCCUCCCGCGGGCUCGUUCGCCCACACUCCCUGCCGCUGCCUGUCCCCUUUUCACGCCUGGGACGCGCCUCCCUCCCGCAGCCCAGCCCCGCGCGCUCCGAGUCUCCGCCGCCGUCUCUCUGGUCGGUUUACAGCCAGAGCAUGGAAGCCGGGGAGCCCCGGGAACCCCGGGAGCCCCGCGAGCCCGGGCCGGGGGCGGAGACCGCUGCGGCCCCGCGCUGGGAGGAAGCCAAGACUUUCUCCGACAAACUCGUGCCCAAGAAGAAACCUAAAUCGCCCAAGCCUCAGAAUGCAGUCACCAUUGCUGUGUCCUCCCGAGCCUUGUUCCGCAUGGAUGAGGAGCAGCGGAUCUACACAGAGCAGGGUGUGGAGGAGUAUGUGCGCUACCAGCUAGAGCACGAGAAUGAGCCAUUCAGCCCUGGGCCGGCCUUCCCCUUCGUGAAGGCUCUGGAGGCUGUGAACAAGCGGCUUCGGGAGCUCUACCCCGACAGUGAGGACGUCUUCGACAUUGUCCUCGUAACCAACAACCACGCUCAAGUGGGUGUCCGUCUCAUCAAUAGCAUCAACCACUAUGACCUGUUCAUCGAGAGGUUCUGCAUGACAGGUGGGAAUAGCCCCAUUUGCUACCUCAAGGCCUAUCACACCAACCUCUACUUGUCAGCUGAUGCAGAAAAAGUUCGGGAAGCCAUUGAUGAAGGGAUCGCAGCUGCCACCAUCUUCAGCCCCAGCAGGGACGUGGCUGUGUCCCAGAGCCAGCUGCGCGUGGCCUUCGAUGGGGACGCUGUGCUCUUCUCGGACGAGUCGGAGCGCAUUGUCAAGGCCCACGGGCUGGACAGGUUCUUCGAACAUGAGAAGGCCCAUGAGAACAAACCCUUGGCCCAGGGACCUUUAAAGGGCUUCCUGGAGGCCCUGGGUAGGCUGCAGAAGAAAUUCUACUCCAAGGGCCUGCGGCUGGAGUGCCCAAUCCGCACCUACUUGGUGACGGCGCGCAGUGCUGCCAGUUCUGGGGCCCGGGCUCUCAAGACCCUGCGCAGCUGGGGCCUGGAGACAGAUGAAGCCCUGUUCCUCGCAGGAGCACCCAAGGGCCCCCUGCUCGAGAAGAUCCGCCCGCACAUCUUCUUUGAUGACCAGAUGUUCCAUGUGGCUGGGGCUCAGGAGAUGGGCACAGUGGCCGCCCACGUGCCUUACGGCGUGGCACAGACACCGCGGCGGACUGUGCCUGUGAGGCAGGCCCCAGCUACACAGUAGCUGAGCCCCCAGCUUCACUGACCCACAGUGCUCCAGGCACAGCUCCCUGUCCCACGUCGGCGUGUCGUCCAGUGGACCGACCCUCCUGAUCCCUUGCCACACUGCCUUGCUGCAUGUCUGCCCUCAGCCCUCUGAGCGAGGUACUAGUAGGCAAUGAUGCAGACGGGGCUGGCAUUCUCUCCAGCCCGCAUCCUGGGCCAAUGCUGUGCCACAACGCUGGUUAGGAAAGUAAGACUGUGGCUGGACUUGCGGGGAAGGGAAGGUGAUGGGGCUGGACAUGGGAGGGUCCAAGGAGCCAGGAUGCCUCAGAAGGGCUCUGGGAUGAAAACCAGCGCAGUGUCGUGGAAAGGACACUGCGCAGAGAGAGAAGGACCGGGCCUCUGAGCUCUGUCCUGCCAUUAACCGCCUGACUUUGAGUGAGUCCCUCCCCUUUGUGGACCUCAGCGCCCCAUCUUUUAGGUGGUUUUCAAACUCUCCUUUAGCUAAAGAAGCUUGUUUUUUCUAAGAUUGCCCUCUUUGAGGGAAGGAUUCUCUGCCAGGGCUGUUGCUGGCCUGCACGGCACCUUUGUGCAGAUAACAGAAGGACGCUGUUUCUAGAAUGAAUUUUGAAAAGAAGGCCCUUCCUCUGCGCUGCUGUACCCGUGCUGGGCACACAGCUUGCUGAGCAGGAUAUCAGUGGGAUGUCAGCCCCCACCAGCUCCUCAGCCCAGAGGCCUUUGUCAACUGGGCGAAAUGCACAAAAGGGUCGUCCACAGCAGCCCUACCUAUAAUUUUACACACUUGAAAACCACUGGACAAGAUGACCCAUUUGCUUCCUGUGAUCCUCUAAUCUGACUCAUCAGGGGUCAGCUGCCAAGUGGGGAUGUCUGUGAAAGGAAUGAGCGAGUGGAUUAAACCUGCAUGCAAACUCCAGUCAAGCCAGCAGGGGGCACUGCAGGCACUUCCUGGGGAGCCGCCUUAGUGGCAGCCUGCUCAGUGCUUCCAUUGCUUUUGCUUUUAGCCAAAGUUCAGUUCCUGCCUGCCAACUCCCUCACCUCAACACUCACUCCUUCAAUUAUUGCAUCCUGCUGUGUCACCAAGCAGCCCUGCCAGCGGGGGAAAAGGCAGAGGAUUGGGGUUUACUCUUGUGGGCCCAGGGGGCGAGAGCUCAGUGGCUGAAGCGGAAGGUGGUCCAGGCUGAGCUUCCAGGAAGGAGGGUCUGCCUGGGAUGAUGUGCGAUGUGUGAGGAGGUCUGGUCUGCGGCAAUGACUAGUUAGGGAAGAAGGCGCUGAAAUGUGCUCUGGAAGCUUCUCCAGCUAUGGGAUCGUGAGUGGCGGUAAUGAGCUCUCUGUCACUGGGAUGCUGUGCAGGGGACAUGCUCCGAGGAACACCUAUGAAUCCUCCGCCCUUGCAGGAGCGCCUGCAGCCCCUUCGUCACCACUUCCAGGGUAGAAUUUUCACUGCUUGAUGAGUCGGCCCCCUCCUUUGCUAACCAGCCCAGUUCUCUCUGGAGGGAUGGUGGGCACCAAUGGCUCGUCCCUCGGGAAGACCCAGAGGUGUGAGUGGACAUCUGUAUGGGGGCGUUGAUUGCCCAGUUCCUGGGUGGGGCGGGGGACUCCUAGCUGUGAGCAAGCACUUUGUGAAGAAAGCCAAAGGUACUGUCAAAGUGGGCCGGAGCCUGGAGGUGUGUGCCGGAGAGCCGGAGUGCUUGUGGAGGCGGGGCAAAGGGGUGAAGGACCAUCCAGGGCCUGACCUUUGUCCUUCUGAGGACUCAGCCCAGGGUCUGAAUGGGCACAGGUUCUGGGCAGCGCAGGUAGGGCAGUCAUUACAGAAAGAUCAUCCAGGAAGGAGAAAAAAGUGAGGACCCAGAGGCAGUUCUCUAAAUGACCAAUAGUUCAGCCAAAAUUGAAGUGCUUGGCUGGGCUUUUACCACCAGCACCCAGAGGCUGGUCCUGGGGCAGAAGGGCAAGGCUGUGCUGAGUGCGCAGGGCAGGUGCCCAGCACUGACUUAUCAGGGGGAGGGCAUGUGAUGAAGAUGUCUCUGCAUAAGGCCCUUUUCAUCCACAGCCAGAAUCUUUUUGGGCAACAGAGCAAGCUUUCAGGGCAGAGGGCCUGGUUUUGAGCUCCUUCCUCUACCCAUGCUCCAAGCCCAGCUGGAGUUAGUAUGAGACCUAAAGGGGAAUGAGAAGGAAGUCAGAGAGCUCAACCUAGGUCACUUUUGAUCUUGGCUGAACCAUAGCAACAUCUUCUGCUCACCAUCCCCUCGGUCAGAAUCUCCCUCGUGGAUGGGCCUCCAAGGCUCCCAGAGCCAGACAGAAUGGCUGUGUGAUCAGGGUGGACAUGCACUGUGAAAGCAGACCAGAUGUCCCCUAAUUAAGAUAAACCCCAGGGAUUCUGGGAAUCAAGAAGUCCUGCCUCCAGGCCCUUGUGAUAAAAGCUGCUGAUUCUUCUAGGUCUCUCAGGGAGCCAAAAGAUAAGGUGCAGUAAAAGCCUGGAUUGCACUGGAGCCUCCAUUAAUAGGCAUAGACAGCCCUGGGCAAUGAGAGACAGUGGGGUCCAAAUUCUAUUACUGAAGCCAUAAAGAUUGAGCAUCUCAGGCCUGCAAAAAAAAAAAAGCUUUCAGAGGCUGGAACAAAAGGCUGAUAGUUCUGAGGGCAGGUUUAGGCAGCAGCCAGACACACCUGAUUGUUGCAAGAGCCAAGGAGAAGCACUCACCAGGCAUUAAAAAGUCAGGUGAGCACUAAAGCCUCAGACCCGACAAGUCCUGCAGCGCUGGGGCCCGACACCGCAGCUCCCGACAUGCUGGACCCCUGCAGCCAAAAGAUUGCAGCCCAACAGGUCUUACAGAACUUGUCCCAGGAAAUGCUUGCCAACAAAGUCCCAGGCCCACUAGAAACUGCCACUUAGCAGAAGAACAGAAGCCCUGAUAGAGCCCUGAGACCACUUAGAUCAUUGCAAGACAUCCCCUCCCUCUCCCGAGAGUCCAAUCAGAAUGGUGGGGAUAUAGCAGAAAAUGCCAGAAGAAAUCAAAACUAGUAAGAAUUUCAAAUACAAGAUGGAUCUGGCAUCGUAACGAUAUUCAACUGGUCUGCACCAGUACAGCCAAAAUAUUGAAAUGUCUUCAGAACAGUUGGUAGGUUGCUCUGGACUGAGUCCCUGAGUGGGUCUGAAUGGCCUCAGUCGCCUUGCCCCCUCCACUGUGACUGCCCCCCUUCCCACCAUCCAGUUAAAGAGGCUUCUCAGGUGGCUUCUAGGAGGCUGCUGCUGCACGAUGGACAGUGUCCCCUCUGUUUGGUGGUGCCUGUGUUGGUUUAGAAAGGUAAAGCAAUUUCCCGGUCACAAAGCUAGUACACGGCAGCACAGGAACUCAACAAAGUUUGAAAGGAACUCAAAGCGGGCCCACCAGGCUUUUAACCAUUUUGCUAUAUGGCCCAUACAUGUGCAUAGCGGUGACAAUAAAAUCUUCAUAACAAAGUAGUUCACCAAGAGUCUGUUAACAUACUGGCCUCCUGCAUGUUAAAAUGCUUAGUACUCUUGAGUGGGUACAUUUUUUACAGCUUCCUAACUAGCAAGGACAACUUUAGAGUCAAACGUUUGCAGAGCCUUUGGAGCACCUCAACACCCCCAAGUUCUGAGGAACCCAGUUUAAAGACCCGGAACCGAUCUAAUGCAGGGUUGGUAAACUAUGGUUCUUUGGGCCAAAUAAAGCUCACUACCUGUUUUUGUAAAAAACAAACAAACAAACAAACAAAAACCUUUUAUUGGAACAUAGCCAUGCCUCUUUGUUUACGUAUUUAUGGCUGCUUUCACACAGCAAUAGCAGAGGUGAAUUCUUUUAACAGAGAUCGUGGAGCUGAAAAUAUUUAUCUGGUCCUUUACAGAAAAAGUUUGCUGACCCCCCAGGCUAAGGCAAACAUCCCCAGCUUGCUCUCCAGUGGGAACGGCCAGCUCACAGGCACCCAAGCGCUAGGAGGCAGAGGCUGGCUCCACUGCUGAGGGCGCAGCCUGGGGCCUGGGGGAGAUGUACGUGCCCAUCCGCAGGCACUGAUGGAGCUGUGGAGUCGCAUAGGUACCAGCUCAACACCCCGGUGUUAAACACAGCAGACGCUUGUCAUGUGAUGAGUUAAGAUUUCAAGUUUUGACUACUUUCAAGUGACCUGUGUCCUGUUGUAAUUUGAAAUGUGGUUGAUGCACAGAUUUGUCUUAUGUGUGCCCCCCCCCCCCAAGCCAAUGAGCAAAGGGCAGGGAGCAAGACUCCUGUUUAGGGCUAAGCCCGGCUGGUUGUCCAGCAUCUACUCAGGACGGUUUUGUUGUUCUUGUCAUCGCCCUCAUGGGCCCACUUGCGAAUGAUAAAUGCAGGCGGAUGGACAGGCCUUAGCUAAAUAUGAAUUUUGGGUGAAGUACCCAACGUUGAUUUCAGUGCUCAGAUCUAACAGAUCAUCCACAUGCUCUCUGUGGAAGCAAAAACAAGCUCUUCACAAGGACGGUCCCAGUGUGGCUUUAGUUGGCUCAGGAGUUAUGGAUCAAGUGAGAGAGAAAAAUCCAGUGAAAACUGGAGUGGCAAUUUUCUUGUGCGGUGAGGUGUGGCCAAGAGACACACAUACCUCAUGACAGAAUUGUGGAGCAGGAGAAAUCUGCAGAUUUAGGGAUUUACCAAGGUUCCAGGAUCCAUGGCAAGAAGAAAUGUGGAAGCCGCCCUACCUACAGCCAUGGUUGCUGUCGCUGCUCCACCACGAUACUCUUCUCCGCUAAGCCCAGGCAUUCCAGGCAGUCACUACCAGUGCGUUGGAGGGGGCAAGAAAGAUGAAAGCCUAUUUUGCCAUCUGCAUUGGAUACUGCUUUGGAUGUGGUAUGCAAGGCCCUGAAUACUUAUUUUCUGAUGCUGUAGUGCUACUCUGAGAUUUCCAGGGUCUCACCCCACUGGGACAGAACACAAAGAAGGAGAAUAGCAGUUGGCAGCUUCCUUGGGAGUGCCUGAGAAACAGUGUCCCUGGUUUUCACUCACUCUUCAAGCAAAGUGCAAACACCCAUCCUGCCAGUAGGUGGCGCUGCAGGCCCGCACUCAGCUGCUUGUGGCGGUAGUUGUUAGUGGUUUUAUUUACCGGUUCCUUUAUCUCUCCUCCCUUAGUAUUUGGUGCUGUCUUGGACUCCCGCAGGUACCUUAGCCAAAAAGUAUUGUACUUUAGGCUCUGAAAGUGUUUGUUAAGUGUACCUGUCUGAGGAGCUAAUUGCUCUUACAAUAAUUGUGAUGGUGUGUAUGGACACACUCAGUGUGUGCCUCAGGAUAAAAAACCAUGCGUUGUAUGCAUGUUUGUGUAGCUGUGUGUAAUCGGUCAGCUAUCUGCUGACCACUCUGUGUCAGUGUGUGUGGGUGUGUACAGGAUGGUUAUCUGUUGACCAAGUGUCCUGGGCCCCACACACUGACGGCCAGCCCUGCUUCCUGGGACUAGUUCUGGCUAUUCCUAUCAUCUCGUGGGCAUUUGCACAUGUGCCACAUGGGGGUUGCUGAGGCCAGGCCCUUUAUCUUUCUCUUCAUCUUCUCGCUUCUGGCCAACAAGGUCUUGGCUCCUAACACUCUGCCUCCCACCCCUACUCCCUGCAGCCUUAGGAAGGAAAUGGUAGAAUCUGUGCUAGGGCGCCCCUUUUGGCUACACCUGUCUUAAAAUCUUCACUUGUUUCUCCCCUCCCCCUGACAGUCCAAAGCUAAUGUGCACAGUUGGGAAGACUGUGCACUGCACAAGUCCAGACGGAGCCAUUCACAUCAUGAUGUGAGCGGUACUUCCUAGGCAGCUGCAAAACCUACCAACUGUGCACAGCUGCCCUGGUCAUCUCAUGGCCAUGAUGGGAAAGCCGCCUUCUUCACUGUGCCCCCUGGCCCCGCCCAGCCUAGGCUGGGAUUCCUUCCUCUGUUUGUGUGUUCUAGUCUGGCCCAGAAGUGAUUUACCCUUGGCCUUAGUCAGGAAGCAUCUCCCUGAUGGGCCAUCCACAGAGGCCUUUGGGAUUCAAUUUACGAAAGUAAGAUAUGGCUGGCAACCUUUCAGUCACUCAUCUGUAACACAAACCAAAACUUGGUAGACUGGGGUCACUGCCUCUCACGCUCCUGGCCUCUGGGUAAAUGUGCCUUCACAGGCCGACUGUUAAGAUGAGUCUGCCAUGGAAUUAGAGUAAAGGCCUCAGGGCUAGACUUAUAACUGCCACCAAAUAGAAAACCAUGAGAACAUCACAGACAAAUGCCUGGGCCAGAUCCCAAACCCUGAUGCCUCCAAGGGCCAGGCAGGAAAUAAAUAAAAAAGCGAAGAGGGCCAGGCAGUGUCUUUAGUGGAAUGGAGAGCACACACUCUGUUUGACGUGGCUCCUACCCUGUGGGAACGUGGGCUGGUGUUGCCAGAUAUUUCACCCCAGUUUUCAAGGGGAACUACGAAUCUGGGCUUUUAAAUGUUGGCAACUAUUCUGAAUUUAGAAAACACUGUGCAGGCCAAAUAAAACACACCUUCUAAGCUAAAUCUGGCCCUUCCGUCUCCAGUUUGCACCCUCUGGCUCAGGUCCAGUGGAUUGAGUUUUUCAGAACCGAGUAACUGAGUGUAAGGAUAUUACAUUCAGAGGAACAGAGUUUUACAUCUUUAAGAGACCUUAGAAAUAAUCUAGUUCAUCCCUGUGUGUUUUAAACUGUAUACAUACAAGCUUCUUUACUAACUUAAUAACUCACAUAUCCUUAACUUCUAGUUUUCUCCUUAAAAGCAUCUCAGUACCCCCAAUUUAGAACAAGAUUUAAAAUGAAGCCUCUACGUAUAGUAUGUCUGUAUCUACCUGUCAGCAGCCCUAUUUUAUGCCAUUUGCUUAAUGAUAGCUCUACCUCUGUCUUUUGCAAACGUGAGCUGUCCUGGUCUUCCUCCUAACCCAGGGGUGUCCAACCUUUUGGCAUCUCUGGGUCACACUGGAAGAAGAAGAGUUGUCUUGGGCCACACACUAAAUACACAAACACUAACGAAACAAACAGACAAAAAAAUCUCAUGAUGUUUUAAGAGAAUUUACGACUUUGUGUUGGGCCUCAUUCAUAGCCAUCCUGGGCCACAUGCAGCCUGUGGGCCGCGGGUUGGACACCCUGCUCUAACCUAACCUCCUUGGAUUGCUUUUUAUGGCAAAGCUCUUAAGUGCCUCCUUGAACAGUUGGACCACAUUCCUCUUUAUCUAUGGGACUUUCAUUGCCCGGGGAUAGAUAAGACUGCUCAUACUUUUCUCAGCUUUUCCCCUCCUCAGGCCACUAUCAGCCUUCCCCAGCCCCCAGCUCUGUCUGGCUCCGAAGCGUUUACCCAAUCACAUGAUAAAGGGUGCUGCGUGCUUGUCAGUGUGGACCCCUCUCGCUCAUGCUCGCCUGUACCAUAAUUUUACAACAUGGGCUUCUGCUUCUUAAAAGCCAUUCAAAUAAAUAGGAGACAUUUAAAUUAAA